Molecule: messenger RNA, 2332 nt
Organism: Tympanuchus pallidicinctus (lesser prairie-chicken)
Lineage: Eukaryota; Metazoa; Chordata; Aves; Galliformes; Phasianidae
Gene: PGAP2
Product: post-GPI attachment to proteins 2
Exons: 6
Coding region: 889-1791 (300 amino acids)
Biological process (GO): GPI anchor biosynthetic process
Cellular component (GO): endoplasmic reticulum membrane; Golgi membrane
Source: RefSeq, a predicted model, not a curated record
CUGCACACAGCAGGGCUUGGAGCUGGAUGAGCAUUGAGCUCCUUUGCAACCCAGGCCGUUCUAUGAUUCAGGCACACUGUCCUUCAUUCAAAGCAUCAGCAGUGGAGCUGCCUGGGCAGGAGGUCCCACUCUGUCCUCACCUCCAUGGCUGCAGCUGCGUCCUUAAAGUUUGCAUCCCACAGUAAAUGAAUCCAGGCAGAGCAGCAAACCCUGAGGUGGUCACAUAGUUUGACAUCACUCUGCUGCUCUAUGGCAGCAGCACCUGGCACUGAGCAGGACCCUGCCCCACACCUCUCAGCAGCAGCUCUUUGGGCUGCAGCCUGAGGUCACACUGCAGGAUGUGACCCUGUGUUGCCCUUGGUCUGCUGAUAAUUGGCUUCAACGGGGAUUGUCUGCGAGGAGGAUUUGUCGUAGAGCCCGAGGUGAGGGAGGAAGCCAGCACUCAGCAUCAUGGCCCUUUGUCCCUUGUCCCCAGGUGAAGGGAGGGCGGUGUGGAUGGGAGAGAUUUGGGCCACGCUCAGCGGAGUGAUGAUUUGGGGCUGAAGUAAAGACAUGUGCAGUGCUGGAGACUGCAACUCUGUGCACCACAGCCUGAGGCACGUAGGACAAACAGCAGUGCCUCAGAGCUGGAGUGCACCUGGCUGAUGCUGGGGCAUUGAGCCAAGGGCAAGCUGCCAGGCUCGAUAACUGGACCUGACCUGACCUGUGUGAGUUGUUGAGCAAUGUUUUUAUCAUGCAAGCUGAAGGCUGUGGUCCUGCAGCUUCCUUGAGGUGUGCUGUUGGCUGUGCUGUGCUCGCAGUGCCCCGUCUGGGGCAGCAUGGUGCCGUGUCAGCACAGCAGCUCAGAGCUCGGCCGAGGAAGGAUCUGGAUGGCUCUGCCUGGCAGAAAUGCAGUCGCGUGUCUCCCAGCCUCGUGGUGCAGAGCUAGAAGCUUGUCCCAUGCAGCUGAUGCUGCUUUCUGCCUCUGGUGCCUCCAUCCAGCACUCAGACUGUUGUGAAACACCGGCUGUGCCCAGGUCCGUCAGCAUGCUCCAGGUACCGCUGCCCCUGGAUCGUGAUGGUAUCCUGUUCCGGCUCCGUUUCACCACUCUGGCUGUUUGGACUGUGUUUUGCCCCUUGUUUGGUUUCCUUUUCUGCGUGAUUUGGUCUCUGCUCUUCCACUUCAAGGAGACAACAGCCACGCACUGCGGGGUCCCAAACUACCUGCCCUCCAUCAGUGCUGCCAUCGGAGGAGAGACCCCGCAGCGCUACGUCUGGCGGCUCUGCAUUGGUCUGCACUCAGCUCCACGUUUCCUGGUGGCUGUUGCCUAUUGGAACCACUACCAGAGCUGCCACUGCUCCCACCCUCGCUACCUGCGCCUGUGCCACCUCAACCUGCUGCUCAACCUGCUCGAGAACUUUGCCCUCCUCGUGCUGACCUAUGUGUCCUCCUCAGAGAACUAUGCAAUCCAUGAGAAUGCCUUCAUCGUCUUUAUCACGUCAGCUCUGGGCCACAUGCUCCUGACGUGCAUCCUCUGGAGGAUGACUAAGAAACACACAGUAAGUCCCGAGGAGCGCAAAUCCUACAAGUGGAAACAGCUGCUCUUCUUCAUCACCUUCAUCACCUUCUCCAUUGCCGUCUGCGUCUAUUUCCACCACAACUGGUACUGCAGACCUGGAGUGUACACCAUCUUUGCUUUCCUGGAGUACGUGGUGGUCUUCUCCAACAUGGCCUUCCACAUGACGGCCUUCUGGGACUUCGGCAACAAGGAGCUGGUGGUGAGCUCGAUGCUGGAGGACAAGCAUUUCUAACCGAGCGCUCCCACGGUUUGUGCUGCCCCGUGGCGUGGGCCGGGGGCUGCAGUUGCCCCCAUGCUGGGACCAGGAAUGGGAUUCGCUCCUCCUGGCUGCGCUCCGGUGCUCAUCAGAGCUCUGUGUGCUGUUCUGUGCCCCCGUGCCCUGGGCUGAGCUCUGCAGGUGGGAUCUCACAGCCCGGGCACCAGGGAUGCGAGGACUGGAGGUCGCUGCCUCUUUGCAGUGGGUUGGGCAGAGCAGUUGCUGCUUGUGGUGUUGGGCCCGUUUUCUGCGUGCUGCUUCCACCCCCAGGCUGAUGGGAUUUAUUGGGGACCCUUCAUCCAAAUCCCUGAAAAGAAUCUGUGGUCCAAAGGUGGCCAGCCUGCCCCACAGCUCUGGGACCGUGGGCACUUUGCUGCAGGGCUGGGUGCACUGCUGGGGUCCCAUGUCCCCAUCCGUGUGUACCCCCAUCUCCCACCCAGGUGGGGCGCACAGCCCCUCCCUGCAGCGCCUUCUCCUGGCUUUGGAGGAUGAAAUAAAGCACUGAGGAUUUUUGGGA